UUCGGGGUUUUCAAUCUGUUGGCAUUGUUAAGUGCUAAGGAAUCACCAUUUAUAUAGUGGGAUUCAAAAACGGCUUGAAGACGAUGAGUACAGAGGAUUCACGGGCUGAUAAAGUUCCCCAUAGCGGUCCAUUGAGUGGACCUUUGAAUAAGAGGGUAGCCAGGAAAAGUGCUCGGUUCAACGUCCCGGAACCGAGCUCAUCCAAAGACGAUGGUUACGUUGAGCUUACCCUCGAUGUUUCCGAUGACUCAGUGGCGGUUCACAGUUUAAAGGCUGCAAAUGGAGGUGAUUUGGAAGAAGACCCGGAGCUAAGUUUGAUUGCCAAAGGUCUUGAGAAGAGAACCACAUUGGGAACAUUGAUGGCGAGGAAUGCUUCGGCCAAGAUUAGGCAAGUGAGUCAUGAGUUGAAGCGCUUAACAUCUUUUUCUAAAAAGCCGGUCCCGUUCGACCGGGCUAAGUCCGGGGCGGCUCAUGCCUUGAAAGGGCUCAAGUUCAUAAGCAAGACUGAUGGCGGACAUGGAUGGGCAGCUGUUGAGAAGCGGUUCGAUGAGAUUACCGGUUCGAACAAUGGAUCUUUGCCUCGUGGGAGGUUUGGAGAAUGCAUAGGAAUGGAGUCCAAGGAAUUUGCAGGGCUGUUGUUUGAUGCACUUGCUCGAAACCGAAACUUUCAUGGUGAUUCCAUUGAUAAGGCUCACCUCAAAGAGUUUUGGGAUCAGAUCUCCAAUCAAAGCUUCGAUGCCAGGCUUCAAACUUUCUUUGACAUGGUGGAUAAAGAUGCAGAUGGAAGAAUAACUGAAGAAGAAGUCAAAGAGAUUAUCAGCCUGAGUGCCUCUGCAAACAAACUCUCAAAUAUCCAGAAACAAGCUGAGGAAUAUGCUGCUUUGAUUAUGGAAGAAUUAGACCCUGAUAAUCUAGGAUACAUAAUGAUAGACAACCUGGAAAUGCUUCUCCUACAAGCUCCAACCCAAGCCAUAAGAGGAGAAAGCCAAAAUCUGAGCCAAAUGAUAAGCCAGAAGCUUAGGCCUACACAUGACCAUAACCCAGUGAGGAGAUUCUAUAGGGACACCAAGUAUUUCUUGGUAGAUAACUGGCAAAGAGUUUGGGUGAUGGCUCUAUGGAUUAGCGCUAUGUGCGGCCUAUUUGCAUACAAGUAUGUCGAAUAUCGAAGGCGAAAAGAGGUGUUUGAUGUGUUGCGGCAUUGUGUUUGCUUUGCCAAAGGUGCAGCCGAGACACUUAAAUUGAAUAUGGCUCUGAUUCUGCUACCAGUCUGUCGAAACACCAUCACCUGGUUAAGGAACAAGACGAAACUAGGUGUUGUAGUUCCCUUUGACGACAAUCUCAACUUCCACAAGGUUAUAGCAGUUGCGAUUUCGAUUGGGGUUGGCAUACAUGGAAUUGCUCAUUUGGCAUGUGAUUUCCCUCUCCUGCUUAAUGCCACACCUGAUGAAUAUAAACCAAUGAUAAAAUAUUUUGGAGAACAACCCCACAGUUACUGGCAUUUUGUUAGGCACGUAGAAGGAGUAACUGGGAUUGUAAUGGUGGUGUUAAUGGCCAUAGCUUUCACACUAGCCACACCAUGGUUCAGGCGGGGUAAGAUGAAGAACCUUCCCGAGCCUCUCGAGAAGCUCACUGGCUUCAAUGCCUUCUGGUAUUCUCACCAUCUAUUUGUCAUUGUUUACACUCUUCUCAUUGUCCAUGGAAUUAAGCUCUUCCUGACCGAGAAAACUUUCAAGAAAAUUACUUGGAUGUACUUGGCUGUUCCAGUUCUCCUUUAUUUAUGUGAAAGAUUGACAAGGCUGCUUAGAUCAAGCAUCAAGGCUGUUACAAUACAAAAGGUUGCUGUUUAUCCUGGAAAUGUACUAACACUUCACAUGUCAAAGCCUCAUGGAUUUCGAUAUAAGAGUGGACAAUACAUGUUUGUCAAUUGCUCUGCGGUGUCUCCUUUCGAAUGGCAUCCAUUUUCGAUUACUUCGGCCCCUGGUGACGAAUAUCUUAGUGUUCAUAUAAGGACUCUCGGUGACUGGACACGACAACUGAGGACUGUAUUUUCAGAGGUGUGUCAGCAACCUACUAAUGGGAAGAGUGGCCUCCUUAGAGCCGACUACUUGCAAGGAUCUGACAACCCUAAUUUCCCAAGAGUUCUAAUCGACGGACCAUAUGGAGCGCCGGCACAAGACUCCAAGAAAUAUGAAGUGGUUUUGCUAAUCGGACUGGGGAUUGGAGCAACCCCGAUGAUCAGCAUUGUCAAGGACAUAGUAAACAACAUGAAAACCAAGGAAGAAGAAAAAGGAGAAGAGAUGAGUGGUUUAGAGAAUGGAAAUGGGGCAGCCAUUAGUAAAAGCAGCUCAUCAAAUUCCAAAAGGAGGGUAGAAAACUUCAAGACAAGGAGGGCAUACUUUUAUUGGGUGACGAGGGAACAAGGAUCCUUUGAUUGGUUCAAAGGAAUAAUGAAUGAAGUAGCUGAAAUGGACCAUAACCAUGUCAUAGAACUCCAUAAUUACUGCACCAGUGUUUACGAAGAAGGUGACGCUCGUUCGGCUUUAAUCACCAUGCUUCAGUCUCUCAAUCAUGCUAAAAAUGGCGUUGAUGUAGUUUCCGGUACAAGAGUGAAAUCCCACUUCGCUAAGCCUGAUUGGCGCAGGGUUUACAAGCAAAUUGCUGUUAAUCAUAACAAUGCUCGUGUUGGGGUGUUUUAUUGUGGAGCACCGGCGCUGACGAAGGAACUACGACAACUAGCUUUGGAUUUCUCGCAUAAGACGUCCACUAAGUUUGAUUUCCAUAAAGAGAAUUUUUAAUCCGCAUUUCGGAUAAAGGAGAAGAAGCUUUAGGUAAGGGGAAAAGAAGAGCCUUAAGUUCACUUGGAGACGGUUCCAUCUACUGCUGAAUCUACCUCAACUGUUUAAAUGUCUUUGCCCCCUUUUAUUGGCCUACAUGUUGACCC
Hibiscus syriacus is the source of this 2941-nucleotide messenger RNA. Its product is annotated as respiratory burst oxidase homolog protein C-like. The record is from RefSeq and is a predicted model, not a curated record. Gene Ontology annotation, cellular component: plasma membrane. Bases 84 to 2795 code for a protein of 903 amino acids. NCBI's taxonomy places the organism in Eukaryota, Viridiplantae, Streptophyta, Magnoliopsida, Malvales, Malvaceae. The transcript is spliced from 12 exons. Gene Ontology annotation, molecular function: peroxidase activity; NAD(P)H oxidase H2O2-forming activity; calcium ion binding.